CUCAUCUCCAUCCACAGUUGCUAUAUUUGGCUGUCGAUUCUCCUUUCCGGGUACUACUCCCUCUUCCUUAUCCACCCCCACUGCUUUAAGACCCCCGAGUUUUCUCCACAAACCAUUUGCCAUUCGUCGCUGCUUCCACCAUGGCCGCAAAUUCGCCUCUUGCUGACUCGUUCCGCCCCAGAUCCGAUACCAGAAGGAUACGACACCACCACGACGAGCAGGCCUCCAUCCACAAAGAUUCCAUAUUCGAGACUGCCUGGAGCAAGCUCGAUCCGCAGCAAUCGGGCCAAUUAGCAUUGCACAGGCUCGCUGACUUGAUCAGGAUGAUCGAGCUCGAGCUCUUAGGCGAAGACUCACCAGCGCCAUUUUUCACUCACGACCCCAUAAUCAGCCAUCACAUCAGUCUCACUGUCAAAAACCUUGAGAACACCUUUGAAAGGUGUGGAAACGAGCUUUUGAUUUCCAAAAAUGACAUGUUCCGUUUGAUGGAAAAUGUGCUUGAAGACAUCAAGAUUUUCGAUUACGAUAACAUGAAGCUUUAUGGAGACUUUGACGACUACUACCAGGACCAACCAGUGAGAUAUUACCAGGACAACUUUAACAAUUUGAUUGUUAAGAGUGGCCGAGCCUCCGCCAGGUACCCAGAUAUUGAGUACGAUGCGACCAUCGAUGCCCUCGUAACCCAAGUGGACGAUAUGCUAGCAGAGAACCAAAUGACUGAUGAUGAUUACGAUGAUACUGCGUCCUUAAUGGAAACAGCACACUCGGAUGGGUCUCCUGCGACCCUCUACGAUAAGGACACCGAGCUGUUGGACGAUGUGGGGAUUUCCAAGAAGCUGUCCCUCGACCUAAAUAUAAAGGAAGGAAGUGAUAAGUUCACGGGCUUCGAAUUGAAGAAAUCCUUGGAAGAUCUACAACAAUUCCACACCAAUCUUGAGGGUAAAUUCAAAAACAUCGAAAUCGAACUUAACCAGAUGAGCAACCAGAAUAACCACGACUUUAAGAACUUGAUUAGUCUCAACAGUCAGAAUAAUCGUAUGAUUGAAAGGGUUGGGUCUUUGAGGUCUGAGCUAAUGAAUAUCAGCUACCAAUUGCAAGAAGUCAAGAAACCUGGAUCUGCGCCAAUCAUAGAAGACCCACAACCUAUCAAGGAAAGCAUAGACUUGACCACUACCAUUAACACCCACAAGGAUGACGCAAUUAUUCAAAAAAUAAUAAAUAAAGGCAAUGAAUCGAUACCAGCCCAUGAAGUCAGUCCCCAUCAUUUGCAGACACCUAUACCUUCAAAUGAUAUCGAAGAGGGAACCAUAACACAUACAGUGCCAACACCAACCACAUCAGCUAAUAAAAUAACCACAAUUCAAGUUGCAAUACCCAAAAAAACAAUAGCUGAACCAGAAGAUGCCACAACAGAAUCCCAGAAACUUGCUCCAGGAACAUAUACCCAAGCUCCGCACAAUAAUACCCAGAUCAAUGGUUACACACUAGCACUUAUCGUGGCAAUUCUUGCCAUGGUUCUUCUGAUUAUUUCUCUAUCCAAUUAGUCAGAUCUGCUACAUAUUUUCUCGAUACAUUGCUAUGAACGAUGCUAAGAAUAUAGGUAAAAACAUACUAGUACACAGUUAGAUGCAAUAAUAAUCUCUGCAAAAU
This is a messenger RNA of Suhomyces tanzawaensis NRRL Y-17324, 1650 nucleotides long. RefSeq lists its product as uncharacterized. NCBI's taxonomy places the organism in Eukaryota, Fungi, Ascomycota, Pichiomycetes, Serinales, Debaryomycetaceae. The transcript has a single exon. The record is from RefSeq and is a predicted model, not a curated record. The coding region runs from base 141 to 1544 and encodes 467 amino acids.